AUGUCUUGGGCGAUCCCUCGGAUUUCCCUCCUCGUUUUGGCCUUUUUGGCCCUUCGAUCCUAUGCGGGAUUCUCAAAAACAGAAGAAUUGGAAUGUAUGUUUCUUGGCUAUCCCGAUCUCGAAUACGAUGGAUUUGAUAGGACUGAGGUGUUGACAGAGAAGAACUUCAACAAAACCGUUUUUGCUGAAGACGCGAAAUCGGUGAUUUUCUUCAACGAUGUCGAGGAUGACGAUCCCGAAUUGGAUCAAUAUGAAUGCUUCUUGCAGCUUUCCGCCCAAAUCAUGACGAAACGAGGGUACAAUUUUUACACCGUUAACACCACAAAAGAGCAGAAAUUGAGGAAACAAGAGGAAGUAGAAAAGGGUGAGGAUACAAUCCACGUGUACAAAGAUGGAUACAAGAUUGAGUACAAUGGUGUCAGAGAUCCUGAGACAUUUGUCUCAUGGCUUAUGGAUAUCCCAGACGAUCCGGUGACAAUCAUCAAUGAUGAACACGAUUUGGAUGAAUUCGAGGAGUUGGAGGAUGAUUGUGUCAGAAUUGUUGGAUAUUUUGAGCCCGGAUCUGCUGCUUUGAAAGAAUUUGAGGAAGCAGCCGAGGAUUUCAUGGGAGAAAUCGAAUUCUAUGCCGUUGUCAACUCAUAUUGGGCCCGGAAAGUGGGAUUGAAGCGAGUGGGUGAAGUGCAGAUGUGGAGACCAUUCGAGGAGAGCCCGCUCUUUGCUCCAUCAUCUGUUGAUACGGAAGAAGAGUUUGAAGAUUGGGUUGAGAAGCACAAAGAGCCGGUGAUGAUGAAGUUGCAAUUGGACAACUACUUCAAUGUUUGGAGAGAUCCAGAAGAUGAAGAGAAAAUGGUUCUCGCAUUCGUUGAUGAGGAGACAAGAGAAGGAAGAGCGAUGAAGAAAUUGUUGGACAAAUUAGCUGAUGAGAAUUCGGAACAUGCAGGAACCUUGGAAAUCAUUCUUGUGGAUCCUGAUGAGUUCCCAUUGAUGGUUGAUGUUUGGGAAGAGAUGUUCGGUAUCGAUAUUGAGGAAGGACCACAGAUUGGAUUGGUUGACAUCUCUGAGAAAGAGGGAAUUUGGUUCGAUAUGUCUCAAGUGAACUUGGAUGAUCCGAAGAAACAUUCCGAUUCGAAUUUCGAAGUUUUGCAGACAUGGAUCGAUCAGAUUAUGAGUGGGCAGAUCUCUUUGGAUGACGAUGACGCCGAUGACGAGCCCCCACCACCUCCUCCACCUUCAAAAGGAAAGAAAUCCAAGAAAGAAUUG
Mesorhabditis belari is the source of this 1260-nucleotide messenger RNA. The record is from the annotation of a GenBank genome assembly. NCBI's taxonomy places the organism in Eukaryota, Metazoa, Nematoda, Chromadorea, Rhabditida, Rhabditidae.